Molecule: messenger RNA, 261 nt
Organism: Penicillium cinerascens
Lineage: Eukaryota; Fungi; Ascomycota; Eurotiomycetes; Eurotiales; Aspergillaceae
Exons: 1
Coding region: 1-261 (86 amino acids)
Source: RefSeq, a predicted model, not a curated record
AUGAUGGUGCUUGACGUCCACGCCAAGAAGCGCACCAGAGCCCACGGCUUCCUCACCUCCAUCUUUUUCAUCCUCGACCAGAGCCGCGUUUCAGUCGAUCUCAUCUCGUCGUCCAAAGUGCGCAUAUCCAUAGCGAUCCAAUCAGAGAACGGCCUGCUCGCCUUCUCCCGGGGCGAAGAGCUGCGGAUCCGGUCCCAGGUGCUGCAGCGCGCCCUCCACGGCCUCACGGCCUGGGGCGGCGUGGACCUCAUACCCAACUAG